Molecule: messenger RNA, 540 nt
Organism: Pieris macdunnoughi
Lineage: Eukaryota; Metazoa; Arthropoda; Insecta; Lepidoptera; Pieridae
Source: the annotation of a GenBank genome assembly
AUGAGAUUUUUGGUGGUGUUCAGCGUUUUAUUCGCUCUGUGUGCUGGUGCACCUAAAGACAAAAGAUCAACGAUCUUGGUCUCGGAGGCAGUUCAACCAGUAGUUGUAUCACCGAACUUCUACACUGUACCAGCGGUUUCCCAUUCGUCCCGGUUAGACGGAAAGGUAGUUCCAGUAGUUUCUCAAGCCUACUAUACGUCACCAAUCGUUGAAAGCAUUCCCGUAGUUGCUCCAGCCGUCAAAUCCGUGGUCGUACCUGUAGAGAAGACCUACGUUGGGGGCAGUGCAGUAUCCCACCAGUCUAGAGUUGACGUAAAGUCAUACCCAAGCAUCGUGUCGGAACACCUUGUGGCACCAGCUGUGGUGGAGACUGUCCCAAGCGUUGUCGAUGCCCGCUCCGUUUACCUUACCCCAGCGGUCUACCAGGGUGCCUCUGCUGUCUCCCAUCAAUCUCGUGUGGACGUCAAGACCUCCCCAGCUGUAGUGUCACAUCAGUUCGUGUCUCCAGUCGUCAAUGUUCACCCAGUCUACGCUUUUUAA